This is a messenger RNA of Dendroctonus ponderosae (mountain pine beetle), 3561 nucleotides long. RefSeq names its product zinc finger protein 395 (gene Glut4EF). Gene Ontology annotation, cellular component: nucleus. Gene Ontology annotation, biological process: regulation of transcription by RNA polymerase II. Gene Ontology annotation, molecular function: DNA-binding transcription factor activity; RNA polymerase II cis-regulatory region sequence-specific DNA binding. The record is from RefSeq and is a predicted model, not a curated record. NCBI's taxonomy places the organism in Eukaryota, Metazoa, Arthropoda, Insecta, Coleoptera, Curculionidae.
GAAACCGGCCGGCCGCCGUUGAUUUUGGUAUGAGAAUCAGUUGUUGUUCAGCCGUUCAAUUGGCGCGUUAUCAACGACGGGCGCUCGCUUAUAAAGUGUUUCAGCCAUCAGCAAGAGUCCGUUCAGAAGCGCUUGGUGCGGAGACUCUACUUCACCGAUCCCAUCGUCUCUUAACCAGACUCCGUGCCCCACGUUGGACUAGUGCUGGUUUUUUCGAAAUUCGGCCAAAAUGUCGACGGGAAAACGAAUUGCGAAACGAUCGAUCAUCGGGACACGCGUGUGUGCGCCCGGAGAGGACGGCAAGUACUAUUCGGGAGUGAUCCAGGCGGUGAAAACUCCGGCCUCAGUGGAAAACAACAGUAAUUGCAUCAACUUGACGCCGAACACGCGCUACACGGUGCGGUUCGAUUCGCGUCAAGGCACCCUCGGACGCACCAGUGCCGAAUUCUUCGAAUCCGAUCUGAUCGGCCCCGGCUUCCAAUCGGUUCUGGGCACUGAGCUCGUGCAGCAUCAGAAAUGUUUCGUCACGUUCAACGGCCGGGAAAUCAGCGGCGAGGUCAUGAAGCAUCAUCUGGAAACCGAUGAAGUCAUCAUCAGGAUCCAUCCGAUCGGCACCGAUCCUUUUCCGUGUUCGGAACCUCGCCUGGGAGCAGUAGUAGUAGUUCGGGAUCGUUCCGAUCCACCCCAUCGCCUCCACCCAGCACCUCCCCCAUUUACUCAUUUAGCUCCGGAUCUGAUGAGGGAAUCGGCAUGGACUAUCUUCUGGAAGAUCAGCCGCGCAAGAAAAAGAAUAUAACUCGAGUGGUGUUCCAAUGCACGUUCAGAGGCUGCACCAAGUCAUCAAACACCUGCGAAGACAUCGAGAGCCACGUUCGAUUAGAGCACAAUGUAUCUCCCAGAGAAGAGGAGUUCUACUAUACAGAGAUCGAGCUGGGGUUAACCAGCCCACCGCCCACACUGUCGCACCGCGACAUGGCGCGCCCACCCCAUGAGGACCCGGACUAUCAGCGCCAACUAGUGGGCACCAUGCGCCAAAGCCUGCUGUCCGGCCCCCCCACCAUACCGCAAAGCCCCCACAAGUUGCUGAAGCUAUCGCCCCGCCCACACAGCCCCAAGAUGCCGAUUUCGCCCCGGCGCGUCCGCGGGGAGAACAAAAAGUGCCGAAAAGUCUACGGAAUGGACCAUCGAGAGCAAUGGUGCACUCAGUGCAAAUGGAAGAAGGCCUGCUCACGUUUUGGAGACUGAUCUGCGUUCGGACGACGUCCGCACGUGGACUCCCACUGACACUAGCGCCCACCUGGGUGGGAGCGCGUGUUCUUUACCAUUUUAUUAUAAACAGGGCUUAAGCGGUCGUUGCAGCCCUCGAUCUCAAUCCGACUAAAGUACAAGAGGCUUGUCUGACGUCGGUUGCCUCAGCUUUGUCCGAAACGUCGCAAACUGGAGCUAGAGUCUAGUCGGCCGCGAUAAUUCUGUGUUAUAGCGGUAGACAGUUCUUCCCCAAUCCUCCCAACUACAGCUUCUCCCCGAACAGACUCCAUUGCCAUUUUAUUGUACAUAACCAAGCGAAGAAUCGGGCUCAGCACAUUUCCAGAAACAUAUCCCCAAGACCCCAGAACAGUCCAAAGUCCAAGAUCUGGCAUUAAAGCCGGUUAAAAACACCUGCCGCUUGAUGGCGCGAAAUCCCGCUCGAAGGACCAAAAAUUCUACUUGAGCCUGCCAGACGCUGCCAUAGCAGAUUAAUGCGACAUGAAUAGAAGACUUUGACUAGCCGAAAGCGCAGUUCUGAUCUUCCUGAGCUGGCCUGGACUGGACGAUUUAUUCCCACUUUCAACUCGGAGCAAUCGUUUUUCAAUUCGUAAUUUAAGCCUCUUUCCACGUGGUUGUUCGUUCGUAUAACUCGUGUUUUGUCGUAGUUAUUGUUGCCUGGUAGAUGAGAUUACUAGAGAGUGGGUCGAGUCGACAUCAAGUGCCGGCGGGCGUUCUUUGAGGUGUUGGAGCGACUACAUUUUUGCCUUUUACUCAAUAUCAAUCGUCUCCAAGCCAUCCCAAAGGACGCCCCUUGGGUUUUCGAUGGUUCUUUAUGCAGGCUGUUCCACCGUUCAAGGGACGAAGCAGGUUUCUCAGUGUAGUUGCAUUUUUUUGGUUGAAACCUCGCAAAAUUUUAAUCACGUUUUAUUGGAGAGAAUAAUGGUAAUUUGAACUGCAACUCAACUCAAACCGACAUACGAUACACUGAAAAACUGUUCGCUUUUGACUACUAACUACUCACACAGGAAAAAAUACUCUUCGUUUAUUUGGCGGACAAUCCUGCAAAAUACCGGGUGUUUUCGGAAAAUUGCCACAUUCCUCAAGAGUGCGUUGCUCAAUUGCUUCUUGGGACUUGAAACAUGGUGGAACAUCCUUGUAAUGAACGAGCACAGAUCAGAAAAGCGUGCCUCAGUUGAAUGUAAAAAAGACUUGUAUUUAGGACGAUCUCAAAAAAGAUAUACAUUGUGAACGUUGCGCUACAUUACCUUAAACACUCAAACGGGAGUCGAAACUCAGUUUUAGAAUGUAUUAAAGCCAUAUUUAGAGCGCCCUUUUCUCUCUGUAGGUUGUGCUAAGCUCGGACAGCGAUUAAAAAAAAAACGCACCCAAAAGGGUUCCGAGCGUGUUAGCGAACUGCCAUUUUUUAAGUAACAGUUAUUAUGGCUUUUGGUGUUUGUGAAAUUCCAGUAAUUUUAACGUGUAAGAACUGGGCUGGCAGCCACCCCCCAGUUGCAGUUUUAAUUGUUAUUAAAUUUUCACGUAUAUUUAUAAGAUUUUUCUUUAGAACAUUGUUGAAUUUCUCUAGUUUUUUGCGUUGUUACACUGUAAAUUUCCGUAUGACAAUCUUGCUCUCGAUAUAUUGUUCACCAUAGUUCGUAACUCGUCAAACUAGUUGAUGCGAGAUUUUCAUUUAUUGUACGAACAGGGCGAUUCAAACGUUGCAAAGGUAUUUUUAAUCGCCCUGUAUUGCCAGAAGAAGGUUUCAUGUCUAGUCCGCAUACAAAUCAAAAAAAGCCCCUUUCCUGCCUUCUACAUAUUCAAUGGCACGACGAAUGAUAUUAGUAGAAGUUUCGAGGAAAAUUGUUCAGUAGGUUACCAAUAUCACAAUUUGUACGUCAAAGACUUGAUUUGAAGAUUGUAUAUUAUAUAGGAUAGUAUUUUUUUAUUCAGAGUGUGAGCAAUAUAUUUUUCUUGGAGGAAAAACACUAGAAUGAACAAGAGUAUAAAUACCAAAAUACACACACACACACACGUUUCUUUAUUUAGAUAAUUUAUUUUUCAGAGUAUUCAUAUACAUACAUACCUUAUGUAUUCUAACGUUAAUUUAUUGUUAAGUUUUUGCAUUAUGUCGGUAGAGUUAAGGAUAGAGACCAUAUUUUAAACAAAUCAUUUCUAUAUUAAGUAUACAGUUUAUUUACGUCGUACGACUUCCUAUGUUUUAAGCCUACUGUAAGUGUGUAUAAUCAGAUUUAAGUAUAUCAUCGUAAAGCGAACUUUUUGAUUAAAAUUUAUUAAUAAAGCGUAUCUAUUAUC